This is a messenger RNA of Egretta garzetta (little egret), 3795 nucleotides long. RefSeq names its product ninein-like protein. Bases 218 to 1783 code for a protein of 521 amino acids. Gene Ontology annotation, cellular component: centrosome. The record is from RefSeq and is a predicted model, not a curated record. Gene Ontology annotation, biological process: microtubule anchoring at centrosome. NCBI's taxonomy places the organism in Eukaryota, Metazoa, Chordata, Aves, Pelecaniformes, Ardeidae. The transcript has 13 exons.
GAGAGUGCGCAGGGAAGCAGUAGUCCAUCCUUCCAGCCAAGCUGCAUGGACCUGCAUCUCUUCUCCAGCAUCAGCAACAGCACUAGAUUUGCCAAGCCUGAACUUGUCAUUGCCUUCUGAGUCCUGGAACUCAGAGGAUAUCCUCAAGAGGCUGAGUAGCAGCACAGAGAAGCAAGUGAGCCUGGCAGAGCUGCCUGCAGCUUUUGACAACACACUCAUGGUCCCCAGGAGUGAGUUUCAGCAUGCAGCCAUCACCUCCUGUGGAUACAAACUGCAGUGCCUCAGGAUCCGGGUGAGGCAGAUCGCUAGGGAGAGAGACGAGGCAAGGCUGCACUUGGAGAAAGUGGAGAGACGCUGCCUGCAGCUUGGCAGGGAGUUGGAUGAGCAGUACAUCGCUCUCGAGCACACCCAGAGCAAGCUCAAGGACGUUCAGGCAGAAAUAGAGGCAAAAGAGCUUCUUUUGCAGCAAGCAAGCAAUCACCAAGCGAAGCUGGAGGCUGAUACACAGUUCCUCCAGGGCAAAGAGGCCAGUCUGCAAGGGAGACUGAACCACAUGAUGAAGGAGAACACACAGCUGCAAAACAAGGUCAUGGAAAUGUCUGAGAAACUGGUGGCCUCUGAGAACCUGGUGUUGGAGCUGCAGAAAGAACUCAACUAUGUUGUGAAGGACAAGCUGGGCCAGGAGGAGCCCCACAGCCCAGAGCUCCUGAACCAGAGCGAGCGCUUUGCAGAGAUUAUCCUGGAGUACGAGCAGCAGUGCCAGAGAGUCAAGGUGCUGUGGGACCAGAAUGGAGUGCUGUGGAGGGAGCUGGAAAGGCUGCGUCUCCAGCUACAGGAGAGCAGGGCUGAGAGAGGGCUGCCAGCAGGAGGUCUGCCCUCACAGGACUCCUCUCUGCCAGUGUGCCGCUCUCCCAGCCUUCUUGUUCCCACUUAUGUGCGCACAGAGACGUCACUCUCAAUGGAACAGCUCCAAGAGCAGUUGCGGGACCUGAAGGUGCAGCUGGAAACCAAGAGUGAGAAGAGCAAGAGGGAGGUCUCCCACCUGAAUGUCAAGACGUGUCAGCUAGGCUGUGAACUCACUGAGCACAAGGCCAGCCACAGUGCUGGCCCUGGCACUGUCCAGCUGCAGAGCCAGAGGCUUGUGGAGGCUGAGUGGCUACGAGGAGAACAUACAUCUGUGAGGCUGAAGCACCACCAGCAGCAUGCAGCAUGUUGGAUGGAGAUGGAGCUGCUCCGACAGCAGCUCAAGGCCUCGCAGGAGAAGCUCUUAGAAGCCGAAGCAGGCCUGAGCUUGGCCCAGACUCAACACGCUCUGCAGUUGCAGCAGGCCAGGGCCCAGAUGAACAACAUGGUGCCAAAGAAACAGUUUGAGCAGCUGCAAACCAGCUUGAGAGAGGAACAGUGCAAGGCUCAGCAGCUCCAGGAAAACCUCCACUGGCAGGCUGAGCAGACAUGCAGGCAGAUGGCCAGGACCCAGGACGAACAUGAGCGUCUGCUGCAGGCAGCUGUGGAGCAGGCAGAGGGGCUGGAGCACAAUCUGAGGAGUGCCGAGGCUGUGCUGGCAGAGAGGGUGGCUCAGCUCAAAGAUGCCCUGGCCCAGCUUUCCAGGAACAAACUGCUGAUCGAAGACCUCCGUGAGGAGAACAGGGGGUUUGCAGUGGCCCUGCAGGCGGCUGAGCAGAAGCAGAAGAGCACUGAGGAGAAGAACCAGCUGUUGGAGGAGCAAGCCUCAGCUCUGAAGCAACUCAUUGGAAAAAUCACUCCAGCAUCUCUGAGUGGGUGAUAGGGCAUCCGCUGUGGCACCCCUGUCCCUGGUCCUGGCUGGGGUUUGUCAGGUGCGGAAGGGGAGGUAUGGCUGGGUUGGGAAAUCAGCCUUGUCUUUCCAGGUUUUGCCAGGAUUUCCCUGGGUAGAAAGUAAAAAAUGGAGAAACCAGAGUCCUUUAAGGAAACUGGUCCUGUGGAUAGCUGAACUUUCCUACUGAAAAGCACCAGCGUUGGCGCCUUUCUCAGUGGCCGAGUGUGCUGUUGUAAGUCGGGUCUGUCUCAGGCCAGCCAUCCCACGGGAGCUGCCUUGCUCCCUCUCUGCAGAGGGCUGCUGUUGAGGCUAUGCUGUUAUGGCUGGAAAGCCAGGGCAGGAGGGCUUUCAGGUUCCUGCAUCUGGCUCACUCUGAGCAGGAAAGCUGUGUUGUAGCAUUAAAAUGUUUGCAGUAUUACAGCACCUCCUGCCAUCUCGUCUGCUCUGUAUUUCAGUAGCCUUCCCCAGCUGUUGCUGAACUUUUAUUCCCUACAGGUCCUCUUGGGCUCUAGGAGACUCUGACCCUCCUAAAGCCUGAGCCUUCAAAGAUCCAAACCAACCUGUGGCUGGAUUGUUGCCUCUGUGGUAAGCAGGGCAGAGGGGGUGAGGGAAGAGCUUUCUAUCAAUUUGAGCCUCCAAGGCUUGGGGCAGGGUUGGUGACCCCUACUCAGUACUGCACUUCUUCAAAGGAGACAUGGUAAGCAAACUGUCAUCUUGCCUUCCCUGUUGGCCUUUGAACACUGGCAGUGAGUACUGCUCUUGCCAAAAUAAGUUGUCUAAAAGGCCACAAAGCCAAGCAUUCAUAUCAGCAAAUGCCAAAUUUAUUGAUCUGCCCAGGGUGUUACCCUCUGCAUGGAGGAUGCAUCAUUGUCAUGUGCAGAACAGAGGGUAUUUACAUGGGGGCUGCGGUUCCCACUAGCUGUGAAAGGACUCCUAGGAUUUUGGGGGCUUAUGGAGACUACUGUAGAAGAGAGACGAGGCAAGCCUGGGUAGCAAAGCAGAGGCUGGACAGUCAAUACAAAGAAGAGGGCUUAAAAAUGGCUCAAGCUGUUGUUGGUUCAAGAACAAAAGGGGAUAAAUUAGCUGUGAGCUAAAACACUGCCUUUAAGUCUCAGCCUGCAAGGGCAGAGGGGUUCCCUGGCCUUGGGACUGUGCCAGGAGAUGGCUGGAGGCUGUGACUGAGGAGGCCUCCUUGGUCUAGGCAUGUUUUUUUCUGCCCUGGUGGAUAACAGCUGAGUCUUCUUUGCCUUCAGGGCAGUCCUGAUUGUAAGGGCCAUGAGAGAAGCUGGGCGACUACAAGGAGGGAAGCCCCACAGAGGGCAUAGGCCAGCUCAGGGAGGUUCCUUGGCUGGGGCUGGGAGAGCAAUGCAGUAAUGCCCUGGGGAAUUAAUCCUGUUCUGUACUCUUCCCUAAGUAUUUGCUUUUUGGCUCCUGUCAGAGAUGGGGGCUAGGCAAACCUCUAGUCUUACCUAGGUCUUAUGUUUUUGGAGCGUUCUCUCUCAGCCACUAUUCAAGAAUGGGCACCUUCAUUUGGAAAACCAGAUAGGGAGAGCAGCUCUUCAGCCUUGCUCUGUUUUUAUGUCAACUGGAAUCCUUAAAAUCCUCUGCUCCUUUUCCCACCCCUACCCCAAACAGUCCCUAGGCCCUGCCAGACCAGUGAGCUGGGGAAGAAGACUCUUCACAGAGGGACAGAGGCACAGCCCAAGCAUGCUGGGUGAAACCUUGGCCAGGCCCGUGACCCAGACUGCAGUGCUUGUUCACUCAGUGCCUUAAGAAACAUUUAUAGACCUCUGAUGGGAGACAAGAAUUCAUGUAUAAUCCUAGAAGGAAGCUUCUGCAACCACAUCUGACUCUUGGAGGAGCACCUCCGCUGAGACACCUACAUAACCAGUUGAGCAUCACCUUGCAGGGUCAAGAUGGGCUGAGCCAGAGAGCCACGUCAGUGUUCAACACACAGUGUUAACUCUUUAAAAAAACAACAACACAAAAUUGAAGGCUGA